Williopsis jadinii is the source of this 2106-nucleotide messenger RNA. RefSeq lists its product as uncharacterized. NCBI's taxonomy places the organism in Eukaryota, Fungi, Ascomycota, Saccharomycetes, Phaffomycetales, Wickerhamomycetaceae. The transcript is spliced from 2 exons. The record is from RefSeq and is a predicted model, not a curated record. Bases 262 to 1875 code for a protein of 537 amino acids.
UUCACUUUCCGAUAUUACAGAGGACACAACAACAAAUCCGGUACCAUCACAGGACGUGGAAAAGUCUAUUACACGUCAAAUACAUCUUCCACCGUGGAAGGUUGAGCUCAUUCGUCCCUAUACAAGUAUCAGACUUUUGUGCGGUCGACUCGUUCCAGGAAUUUCAUUGCAUUCAUAAACAAAGGUCAUAAACAAACUCCCUGUCGGUUCCAUCAUUUUUCUUACAACACCCUUCUUUCACAACACUCAGGAAACACAGGGAUGCCUGCAAGAACAAACACUUUCACGAGCUUUGUGAAUGAUGUCGACUCGUUAAGAUACCCAACUGAUCCUGGAUCUGUCGAUACGCUCAUCCCACCCUUGAGUUACGGCUUACAACCAAGGCCACCGUUCAAUGCAAAAACCAUAGAACCAGUCGAGGUUGAAAAUUCUCCAGAGCAUUUGGUUCAACUAGCCAGACGUCGGACAAGUAGAUCGUCAAAGGAAAAGUUUUCACAUAGAAAGGCCACUGGGUACUCAAGACCACAGGGGAGACCACUAUCCAAGGAAACCACUGUCAGACUGACACUGGUUCCGACGCUGGGAAUCUUGUAUUCGCUACUUGUUUCGGACUCAAUGCGCAAACCUUUAAAGGUUCUCAAGUACUCCAAUGAAAAGGGCUCAGUUAGUAUCACUGAUGAAGAGUUAUCAACUAGAAAUGCUGUUUCAGGCUUUUCAAGCUUACUAAACGUUCAACCAGUGAAAUUCGUCGAGGAUAUAAACUCGUCGCCAAAGGGGCAUUCCAAGGUCCCUCAGUUUUCAUCAAUAGACGAGGCGGUCUAUAACCUGUUUGGUAUUUCAGAAUACUCCCUUAUCAGAGUAACAAGAGCAGCGGCAUCAGAGAUUGGAGGAUCUGUUCUUCUCAAGCUGGAAACUGCAAUGCCUGGAAAUCUCUACCUUAACGAUGAUGACGAGGAGGAUUUCCGUAGUAUCCAACUCAACAAGGAGAUGUAUCAAGAAACUCUCGGGGUAAUGGGGCAAAGACCCUCAACAACAUUUCUGAAGAAGAAAGUGGCACGGCCUCGUUAUAAGGCGGAUAUGCGUAUCUACUUGAUUCCAAGGGCUAUCACAUGUGCUAUCUAUUGUGAACCGAGAAUUUUUAAAAGGGAUCUCUUACGUGGCUUCCUCAAUAUGAACACGGGUGAACGAUCCAUUAUAUCGGCAUUUGACUAUGGCGAGUUCCUUCAUGAUUUGAAGGGUGAAGGUAAUGCGGAGCUUCUGAGUAUAAAUGGCCUUCCAAGUUUGGGAGAAGUAGAGCUGAACCAAAAACGAGCAGCUCAGCCAGUACAACAGGUAGGACAGGCACCAGCUCCUGAACCACUUCGAGGGAUAUAUGAAGCAUUGCCAACCGCGAAAAAGACUACAAAUGUGGGCUCAUACAACUCACCACAGUAUGAGCAGCUUCAAGUCCACCAAUAUCCGCAAGUUACUUAUACACAAGAGGCUGCAGUGCAGCAGCUGUAUAACCAUCAGCAACAACAACAACAACAACAACAAACAAUGGGAUAUACUCCACAAGUAGCGCCAAUGAUAUCAUCCCCAUAUCAGGCAGGAGUUCCACCAAGACAGCUUGAGAAAACACAGAUACCACCACUGCUGCAGUACCCAGGAUCCCAAUCGAGUACUCUGCAACAGCCAGGUCAGUAUCUUAUGUAUAGUGCUCCCUCGGGACAGGAGUUCUCUCAAAUGUCUUAUGGGCUGAACAGGCCACCAUUGCCAAUAUCGGGGCCUUCACAUCAACAGGUAGUUUCUGGGCAGUUUCUGCAGCAGGGCUUUGGUUACCAAGUCAAUCGUCCAUAUCAAUAUUCAACUAACGAAGAGCAGCCAUAUCCAUAAGAUAUGGCUGCUGUGGUGAGCACUCCAGAGGCUCUAAGAAACACAUGCCACGAACGCUACACUUCUAUAUAAACUUAUACUUAAUACACAAAUCAACAGAAGAGGUCACACUGGUGUCUCAAUGGAAGCACUGGCUGUAAUCUCCCCUAUAUCUGUUGGGCUGUGGUGUACAGCGGGAUUGUUGGCCCGGUGAUAUAAAUCUUCAUGUGUUAGUAAACAUCAGAAAAGGUA